Messenger RNA from Olea europaea var. sylvestris, 1832 nucleotides. RefSeq names its product serine carboxypeptidase-like 31. The transcript is spliced from 10 exons. The record is from RefSeq and is a predicted model, not a curated record. NCBI's taxonomy places the organism in Eukaryota, Viridiplantae, Streptophyta, Magnoliopsida, Lamiales, Oleaceae. Gene Ontology annotation, cellular component: vacuole. Gene Ontology annotation, molecular function: serine-type carboxypeptidase activity. Bases 108 to 1541 code for a protein of 477 amino acids. Gene Ontology annotation, biological process: proteolysis.
AAUUCUUCAGUGAAUACAAUUUCCCCGCAGCUAUAUAUACAUGCACGCAUCUUCAUGCAUUUCACAAAAAAAUCAGUCAAGUCUAGUCUAGUCCCUGCAGUUUCUCAAUGGCUCUUGUUCUUAAAAUCGUGUUUUUGAUAUUCCAUAUCAUGAUUUGCUUAGUAGGUUUUGAGCCAGUUGCAGAUGCUAGACACAGACAGGCCGAGAAAAAAUCUAGUUUUGGAGAUGCUGAGGAUCUUGUGACUGAUCUGCCGGGUCAGCCCCAAGUAAAAUUUCGGAAUUAUGCUGGUUAUGUUACUGUAAAUGAAAAGAAUGGAAGGGCACUCUUUUACUGGUUUUAUGAAGCCACGACUCUUCCAGAUGAAAAACCUUUAGUGCUGUGGCUCAAUGGAGGCCCAGGUUGUUCUUCUGUGGGAUAUGGUGCAACACAAGAAAUUGGUCCUUUUCUUGUGGACACUGAUGGACAUGGCCUAAAAUUUAAUUCUUACUCAUGGAACACAGAAGCCAACUUAUUGUUCCUAGAAUCUCCAAUUGGCGUUGGAUUUUCAUACUCGAACACAAGUGGUGACUAUGAUAUUCUCGGAGAUUACUCUGCCGCCAAUGAUUCCUAUGUUUUCCUGCACAAGUGGUUCCUCAAGUUCCCAUCAUACAGGACUAGGAAAUUUUAUAUCGCCGGGGAGAGUUAUGCAGGGAAAUAUGUUCCCGAGCUGGCUGAACUCAUUCAUGACAGGAACAAAGAUCCCUCAUUAUUCAUAGAUCUUAAAGGCAUUAUGCUGGGCAAUCCCGAAACAUGUGACGCGGAAGAUUGGAAGGGUAUGGUGGAUUAUGCUUGGAGCCAUGCUGUCCUUUCUGAUGAAACCCACAAAACAAUCAAAGAAUCUUGUGACUUUUACAGCGAUGAUCCGUGGAGCAAUAAAGAUUGUUCUCAGGGCAUAGCCGAAUAUUAUCGACAGUAUGAUGAGAUAGAUAUUUAUAGUCUUUAUACAUCAGUCUGCAUUCCAUCUAGUGAAGGAAAGAAGUCAUCUUUAGUGACAGUCAGAAGCUCAUCUAGCAAGAUGCCAAGGGUCCUGGGUGGUUAUGAUCCAUGCACGGACGACUAUGCAAAGGCUUAUUAUAAUCGACGUGAAGUUCAAAAGGCUCUUCACGUUGGUGAUGGAACUACCCUCAUCAGGAACUGGACCAUAUGCAAUUUGACAGUCUAUUCUAACUGGUCCUAUUCAAGAACGUCGGUUCUUCCAAUAUACAAGAAGCUCAUUGGAGCAGGACUUAGGAUAUGGGUUUACAGCGGAGAUACUGAUGGUAGCGUUCCAUUUUUGUCCACAAGAUACAGCUUAAGCUCCUUGGGACUGCCCAUCACAAUGGCCUGGCGACCUUGGUACCAUCAGAAACAGGUUGGUGGUUGGAUUCAAGAGUAUGAAGGACUUACAUUCGCAACAUUUAGAGGAGCUGGUCAUGCCGUACCUAUAUUCAAAAGGAGUGAAUCCCUUGCAUUCUUCUCAUCCUUCCUUUCUGGGGAUUCUCUACCUUACCAGCGGACUUAAAUUUGGACUUCUAUGAGAAAAUUCUUGGAGAAAUUAACCUUAAAAUCUUCGAGUAUUAUACGUAUUUUGUGUGAUUGAUAAGUGUGUCAGAAAAAAAAUUAAUAGAGUGAGAUCGUUCUUAGUAAAAAUAUUAUGACCACCUCUCCAUUUUUUGUAUACAUAUGUUGCCAAUAAAUAGAGGUCAAGCAAUAGAAUUCCUACUAUGAAACUAUUUCUAUUGUUGUAACUUGUAAUUCCCCUUUCCGGUUUAUAAGACAGAAGUUGAUAUUCGAAUAGUUAAGUUCGUAAUAA